Molecule: messenger RNA, 1656 nt
Organism: Sclerotinia borealis F-4128
Lineage: Eukaryota; Fungi; Ascomycota; Leotiomycetes; Helotiales; Sclerotiniaceae
Source: the annotation of a GenBank genome assembly
AUGAUGUUUUCGAAAGGUAAAAGAGGCAAGUUUAGUCUUCAAAGGAUCGGGAUUAAAAAGCCGGAGGGGGUGGCUGGUUCCUCUGUUUUUGCUAUCCUUGUGGGUUUGUUUGUAGCAUUCGGUGGAGUGCUUUUCGGAUAUGACACCGGAACAAUCGGGGGUAUUAUUACCAUGCGUUACUGGCUGGACACUUUCUCUACAGGAUAUAUUGAUCCUAAGACUGGUCUACCGGGCAUCACUUCUUCUGAAUCAUCCCUGAUUGUAUCAAUUCUAUCGGCGGGAACCCUAUUUGGCGCCCUCUUCGCGGCGCCAAUAGCUGAUUGGACUGGAAGGAGAAUUGCGCUUUUAGUUAGUCUAUGCGUAUUUUCCUUCGGGGUUAUACUACAGACGGCUUCGAUCGCGAUUCCGUUGUUUGUGGCGGGGAGGUUCUUUGCUGGCUUGGGGGUCGGUAUGGUUUCUAUGCUAGUACCUCUUUAUCAAUCUGAAACGGCACCGAAGUGGAUCAGAGGAGCUAUAGUGGGUGCCUAUCAACUUGCCAUCACGAUUGGGUUGUUACUCGCGGCAGUCAUUGACAACGCUACCAAAGGCCUCAACAAUACUGGAUCGUACAGAAUUCCAAUAGCUGUUCAAUUUGCAUGGGUUCUUAUUCUCGGAACUGGACUUCUAUUUCUUCCCGAAACACCCCGCUAUCUGAUUAAACGCGGCAGACACGACAAAGCCGCGAAGUCGCUCAGUAGACUUCGAAGAUUGGAUGUCAAUGACCCUAACUUGAUCGUCGAGCUCCAAGAAAUCGAGUCCAACUAUGUCCAUGAACAAACUUUGGUCAAGGGAUCGUCAUAUCGACAAUUUCUGAAAUGGCACACGUUGGGCAAAAGACUUCUAACAGGAUGUUUGCUUCAAGCUCUCCAACAGCUAACCGGUAUCAACUUUAUUUUCUACUACGGUACCUCGUUCUUCGCAACAUCAGGCAUCAAACAACCAUUCGUAACAAGCAUGAUAACAUCCUCCGUAAACGUCUUCUCCACACUACCCGGUCUCUAUCUCGUCGAAGCAUGGGGACGACGCCGUCUUCUUCUCUUCGGUGCUCUCGGCAUGUUCGCUUGUCAAAUGAUAGUCGGCAGCGUCGGCACCGCCUUCCCCAAUGGCGAAAACCAAUCUGCGCAGAAAGCCCUCGUGGCAUUUGUAUGCAUCUACAUAUUUUUCUUCGCCUGCAGCUGGGGCCCCGUCGGGUGGAUUAUCCCUGGAGAAAUCUUCCCGCUUCCUGUGCGCGCUAAGGGUAUUUCUAUGACUACCGCUUCGAACUGGCUCUUGAAUUGGGCUAUCGCUUACUCUACUCCUUAUUUGGUGAACCCUGGUCCCGGUAAUGCGAAUUUGCAGGCGAAGAUUUUCUUUGUGUGGGGUGGGUGUUGUUUGCUAUGUGCGGUGUUUGUGUACCUUUUUAUUUAUGAGACGAAAGAUCUGAGUUUGGAGGAGGUGGAUGAGUUGUAUGAGAGUGUGGGGAAGGCGUGGAAGAGUGUUCAUUGGGUUCCGAAGGAGGGGUAUGGGAAGGAGUGGAAGGGUACUGGAAAUGCGAAUGGGGUUGGAGGUGCGGGUGGGAAGGGGUUGACGGACGAGGAGAAGGUGGGGUCUGUGAAUCACAGGGAGGGGGUUGCCUGA